AUGGUUGUAUGGGGAGAUUCGUUUUGGAGUGAAGGGAAUCGAGGAUUUGAAGUCUUAUCAAGUAAUGUAAAAAAUGGUGCAGUAGCUAUAGAAGAAUUUCAACGAUUUCUUAACGAAAGUGUGCAAUGUGAAUCUGCCUAUUGUAAAAGUUUAACACGUUUACAAUCACAAUUACUUAAAACGCAAUAUGUUGGUACAUUUACACCGAUAUGGAAUUUGAUAAGAGAACUUAUAGAAAAAAUGACUGCAACACAUAAUAGUACAGUUAAUAUUUAUCAAGAUUUAUUACGUGAUGUUCAUAAUUAUCAAGAAGUAUAUCAAAAAAAAUUUAAAACACAUAUACAAAAAGAUAGUGAUAUUUCACGUUCAACUGAACUUUUCUCACAAUUAAAUAAUGCGUUUAAUACAGUUAAUAAAUCUAAAGAACAAUAUCAUUCCAUUGCCUUAGAUUAUGAUCGAACGAAACGUAGUGGAAAUCAUGCCCUGAAUAAUACAUCAAUGUCAACAUCACAAGAUAAUGCGUCUCAUAGUUUGACACAAUCAGCAAUAAACUCUAUAACAGCAAGACAAAACGAACGUUUAGAAAAAAAAUAUCGACAAGCACAAGAUGAUUAUAAAUCAACGAUUGAGAAAUAUAAUUUACUUAGAAAUGAUUAUGAAAAACGUUUUCAAGAUGCUUGUAAUAAAUUUCAAGGUUUUGAAAUUGAGCAUAUCGAAAAAAUGCUUGCAUAUUCGUUAAAUUAUUCUGAUAUACUUCAACGAAAUGGUGAACAAAUACGAUUAGCACGAAAUGAAUUUAAUGAUAGAUUAAAAUCUUUAACUGGAAGUGAUCUUUUAGAUACAUUUGUUGAACAAAAGAAAACAGGAACAGAACCACCAAGUGCAUUGCAAUUUGAAGAUAUUGAUAGUCUUAAAACGACAGUGCAAUUAACAAGUCCAGAUUUAUCAAAUGGUCAGGAUGAUUUCAAUGCAUUUGAUCAAUUAGAUUCAAAUGUACCUGCAUUUCAAGCUCAUUUUUCUGUUCCACCAGCGACUACAAAAUAUAAUGAUAAUAAUCGUGCACUGACACCGACUCCUACUAGUAAUCAAUCAUUAUCACCAUCUAAUAAUACAACAACAUCUCCUUCAACUAACAUAAAUACAACAGCAGGAAAUAUUAUGACUUCUAAUAAUAUAGGAAAUCGUACGCAAGAAGCAAAUAGUAAUAAUGAUCAAACAUCUAAUCCAUUCAAUGUGAAAAUAAGAAGACCAAAAUUUCCAGGAUUUUUUGGAUCUGGUCGUGGAGAUAAAAAAGAAAAGAAAACUGACAAGAAAUCAUCGGUUAAUCCUAAAUCCCAUAAACCUUUUCAAAAAGCACAUUCACGUGAAGAAUCAACUGGAGAUAAUUCACAACCUUCGAAUUAUGAUUCUAAUGGUUUUAUUGUAAUGACUGAUAAAAAUGAUGAUUCUUCCAAAAAUAGAUAUUCAUCACCAGAAACAUAUGCUCAAUCGAAUAUAACUAAUGAUACAAAUCAUCGACAUACACAAAAUACAGUUCCAUUAGCACGAUUAUCAUCAAGUUCAAGUGAUUGGAGUGAUAAUGAUGAUGUUCCAAUGGUCAAUAUUAAUGUUAAAAUCAAUCCCAAAACAGAAGCUUCAAUUAACGAACAUGAUGAUGCAACAUUAGAGACAGCUAUGAAACGAAUUAAUUUAAAUAUUGGAAAUUUAACAACAAGUUCCAGAAUAUCAAUACAUAAAACUCCAGAAAUAAAUAAAUCAAUGUCCACUGACCAAAUUAGUAAAAACAUAUUUUUCCCACCACCUCUUCCACCACGUCCUGCUACAGCAAUACCAAGUACUCAAACAACAACUAAUAUUGAUACAUCGAAUAUGUUUCCACCACAAGGUGAAUUUGAUCGAUCUCCUUCUAGUACAAUGAACACGAUAUUACCUCAUCAUGAUAUUUUUUAUAUCUCUUCACCAUCAACAACAGAAACCAAAAAUACAACAUCAUUAUCAUCUACUGAUGAUGAUCCAGAAGUGGUUAAUUCAUUCUUAAAUGAUGAAUUAAUCAAUAAAAUAACUCCAUUUCCUGUUUUACAAGUACCUUCUUUACAUCAAUCCAAUCAACAAGCAUCAGUAUCGCCUUCUGUUAGUGAACUAAUGGCUCCAAUAAGUUUAAAUUUUCGAAAUAGUCCAAUAACUUCCAAUGAACAAGGAAUGUCUCCAAUAACGAUUGGUGCUACAGAUCAAAUUCCACUUGCAAUUGCCUUCCAAGAAACAAUUAAUGUUAUGAUGUGUGGAAAUAAUCGAGAAAAUUGGAAAAGUCUAAUUGUUGGUGAAAUGUUAAUUUCAUUUCCUAGUUCAAUGUUAAACUUAUCCAUCGAUUCAUCACGUUUUACAAAUGCAUUGGAAUUUAAAUUAAAAAAUCUUGAAAAAAUCGAAAAUAUUAUUAUAAAAUCUUCAUCAAUCACACAAAAUGAAUCAACUUACUCAUUUAAUAUGACUGAAUUAAAUAAUACUCUUCAUAAUUUACAUGAAAAAACUCCUUCAUCACGUUUUUUUAAUCUUAAUGUGCUUAAUUAUGAAGUAAAAAAUUCUGAUCUAUCACAUAUUCCAAUUGAAAUAUCAUCACAAUGGACACGUACAUUUGAUACAAUAUCAGUCAAAAUUAAUUAUCGUUUUAAUAGUUCACUCUUACCUGAAUCAGUUCGAAUAAAUAACGAUACUGUCAUUUUUUAUACAAUUAUUGCCGAUGGACAACAAAUUAAAGAAUCAUCACCGAAUGCUGAAUGGUCUAUAAAUGAACAGAAAUUAUGGUGGAAAGUUCCAUACGUUAAUAAUGGAGCAGGAAAUUUAUCAGCAACUGUAGUAACUGUACAAGCAGAAAUUGACGAAAAUGAUAAUGAUCAAAACGAACAACCUUUGACAACAUCAUCGAUUAUCAAUGCAUAUUUUAUUGGUGAAAAUGCACUUUUCUCAUCUAUUGAUUUUGAUCUUGCUUCUCGUGGUUAUCGAGUUUCAUUACUCAAAAAGAAAAUACUCAGUGGUAAAUAUCAAUCCGAACCAGAUCAAAGUGAACCAAUAAAUUUAUUUAAACGUCCAGCAUUAUCUGUCGAUAAUUAA
Messenger RNA from Adineta steineri, 3105 nucleotides. The record is from the annotation of a GenBank genome assembly. NCBI's taxonomy places the organism in Eukaryota, Metazoa, Rotifera, Eurotatoria, Adinetida, Adinetidae.